This is a messenger RNA of Rhinocladiella mackenziei CBS 650.93, 795 nucleotides long. RefSeq lists its product as uncharacterized. The record is from RefSeq and is a predicted model, not a curated record. The coding region runs from base 1 to 795 and encodes 264 amino acids. Lineage: Eukaryota; Fungi; Ascomycota; Eurotiomycetes; Chaetothyriales; Herpotrichiellaceae. The transcript is spliced from 2 exons.
AUGAACUGUCAGAGACUGAAAGGAGCUCUAUCUGCAACCAGUUACGAAGUGGUUUUACCAAAGUACGCUCAAUACCAUCACCGGACAUUUUCGGCAGCGCCGAGGGAGGGCCUGUUCCGCAUAGGUUCUUCAAUUGGAUGGACCAGGAGUCUCAUCGUCGGCCCCUUCGAGUCGUCGUUGGACUUCCAUCGUGGCAUGGCGCUCCAACUGAAGAAGCAGUAUGAACUCGAUGAUCGACGGCCAUUGAGUUCCGAGUGGUUCGAACGGCACUUUAUGCGGAUCUUAGCGGAUCAGCGGAGUGUUUUUACACAUUGUGACCUGAUUCGACAAAAUAUAUUAGUGCAAGAGCAAACGGACCCCGAUGAUAAUAAUCAGAGGCAAUUUCAAUUGACUGGCAUCGUGGAUUGGGAACUGUCUGGGUGGUAUCCUAGGUAUUGGGAGUACGCAGCAUAUUUUAUGGACGGUCUUUGGGAGGGUGACUGGGAAGACCGGUUUGAAACUAUCGUUUACUGGCGGACGUCAGUAAUGGGGUGGCACCCUAAUUGGAACGAUGGGAACGAUGAGAACGAGGACGAAAUAGACCCAGUACAGAGCCUGCGUAUGGGAGGUAAUCGUUCGAAAUCUGCCCGAUCCUCCAACGAGUCUGACAAGACCAAGGUCGAUGGUGACAACAAGCAAUUCAUUCAAAGGGUGACAAUGUUGUCGAUGUGCAUAUUGGCGGCUUUGCGGAACCGCAAGCAGUCGGUUGUAGGUUGGAAGCGUCGCAGGCUCAUUCACCUGAGCUGGUCCGCUUGA